GCUGGACGAAUCGCAGCCUAAACGCACACAUUUCCCAACUGGGUGCGCACUCAAGCCGUCGUGAAACGCUUCUCGGACCACCACCUUGCCGAUACGACGCUGCCCCCCCAUACGGAGCUGCCAUAUCCCUACACACCACUUGGGUCCCAGAGCUGCAGGAAACGGAGCUGAAACAAACGCAGCCACGAGCGCGACAUGUCAAGCUUCGGCCACCGGCGCUGGCCCUCCUUCGGCUCGUCCGGGUCAAAGAAGAGCGACACCAAGGACGUGCCCCAGGCGUCGCGCGAGGAGGUCCAGUCUAUAAUAACACAACUAAACGAUGCCGACGCGACGGUCCGGCGCGACGCCGCCGGGGCGCUGCGGGCCCUGGCGCUCCACGCGGACAUGAAGAAAUUGAUCGUGAAAUGCCACGGCAUCGGCCCUUUGGUGGACCUGUGCGACGGCGUCGAUACCGAUGGAAGGGGCGCCGAGGCCGCGGCGCGGUGUUUGUGGAACCUCGCGGUGGACGACGACAACAAGGUGCAGAUCGCCGCGUCGGGCGCCGUGCCGGCGUUGGUAGCUGUGCUCUCCUCCAAAGGCGAGGAGCGGCGGGGCGCGCGCGAGGCCGCGGCCGGCGCGCUGCGGAACCUGGCCGUGCGGCCCGAGAACCGCGCCUUGAUCAUCGAGGGCGGCGCUGCGACACCGCUCGUGGCGCUCCUGAAGUCCGCCGACGCGGCCGGGUCGGAAGCCGCCGCGCGGUGCGUCUGGAACCUCGCCUACGAGAGCCCCGAGAACCAGGCUGCUUUAUCAUCGUGCAUCGAGCCGCUCGUGGUGCUCUGCGGCGCGGGCGCGGCGGCGGCGCGGGGCGCGGCCGCCGGCGCGCUGCGGAACUUGUUGCAUGCGAACGCGAGUAACCGCGACGCCGCCGCGGCGGCGGGCGCGGCGCCGGUCCUCGCGAAGCUCCUGACCGACCCGGAGAUUGAGGAUGCGGGCGCGCGGAAGCACGCCGCCGCGCUGCUGAAGUCGAUGGCCGCGGCGGACGCGCGCGGCGUCGCGGCGGCUUUACAGUGCGACGCGGACCGUGUGGUCAUUGGCCUCGAAAUCGACCAACGGCUCGCCACGAAACCCGUCGACACAAUGCGGCGGUCGACGUCGCAGAAGACGCUCGCGGCGAUGAUGCGGCGGCUGACGCCGAAGUCCUCUUCCUCCAAAAAAAAUGUUGUAACUAAGUAACCUUAUCCGCGA
Messenger RNA from Pelagomonas calceolata, 1224 nucleotides. NCBI's taxonomy places the organism in Eukaryota, Pelagophyceae, Pelagomonadales, Pelagomonadaceae. The record is from the annotation of a GenBank genome assembly.